UGUGAAUGGAAGAGUCACAGACCCUCCAAAAACGAGGACAGCGUCCACUACUCUCUCACAGAACCAAUUUUAUAAACACAGAGUUUUAGAGAGAGAGAGAAGCGAGAAGAGAGAGAGAGAGAAAGCGGAGAAAAUUAAGCCGGAGGAGCUCGGGAAAUCAAUUUCUUCCGAUUUGUGGAACCGGGAACGAAAAGGGGUCGUUUUGUAUUUUUUUCUUUUGUUUUGAAUUCGAGGCUUUUUUCUCCGACUUGGGUUUUGCGAUUCUUGUGGAAUGGUCGUCUUCUUCUACGUAGAUCUCGGAAUUUGUCAAUACUCCGGAGCUUCGGAAUUCCCAGAUCUUUGAUUCGACGGUCGGAUUCCGAUCGCUCUGCGUUCGAGAUUCAGCUCGAGAACUCAGAUUCUUUAACAUCAUUCACAUUGAAAAUUUGAUUGGACGUUUUCUGGGUCCAAAUCAUCCUGAUAUAGUAUUGGCCGUUGGCUUGUGCUGGACACAACUUACAUCAUUUAUUUAUGAAGUAGUGAUGCAUUUGUUUUAGAUGAAGACAGGUCAAAAGUGGCGGUUAGACAUGGGCGAUAUGAAAAUUCUGCCUGGUCCUCGACAACGUCCUACCAAGAGGCCAUUAUGGAUCAUUAUCUUGGUUUCUAUGGUCAGUGUGUUCCUAAUAUGUGCCUAUAUCUAUCCACCCAAUGGCUCAGGUGCCUGCUACAUAUUUUCUUCUAAGGGCUGCAAGGUUAUUACUGACUGGCUCCCACCCGCACCUGCAAGGGAAUAUAGUGAUGCCGAGAUCGCAUCACGUAUUGUUAUUAGAGAAAUUUUAAACACACAUUCUGUUUCAACAAAAACUCCUAAAAUUGCAUUCUUGUUCUUGACUCCUGGUUCCCUGCCUUUCGAGAAGCUAUGGGAUAAGUUUUUUGAGGGCCAUGAAGGGAAAUUCUCUGUUUAUGUCCAUGCAUCAAAGCAGAAGCCAAUACAUGUUAGCCGUUAUUUCGCUGGCCGGGAAACUCAUAGCGAUGAGGUUGUUUGGGGUAAAAUUUCCAUGGUCGAUGCAGAGAGAAGAUUGUUAGCAAAUGCUCUCCAUGAUCUUGAUAAUCAGCAUUUUGUCUUACUUUCUGAUAGUUGCGUACCGCUUCAUAACUUUGAUUAUAUCUACCAGUUUUUGAUCUAUACAAAUAUCAGCUAUGUGGACUGCUUUAACGAUCCUGGUCCACAUGGAAAUGGGAGGUACUCAGAGCAUAUGCUACCUGAAAUUGAGAUGAAAGACUUCAGAAAGGGUGCUCAGUGGUUCUCGAUGAAACGACAACACGCUUUGAUUGUUGUGGCUGACAACCUUUACUACUCAAAAUUUCGAGAUUAUUGCAGGCCAGGCCUGGAGGGCCACAAUUGCAUUGCAGAUGAGCAUUAUUUGCCCACCUUUUUCCAUAUAACGGAUCCUGGAGGGAUUGCAAACUGGUCUAUUACUCACGUCGAUUGGUCUGAAAGAAAGUGGCAUCCGAAAUCGUAUGGGGCUCAAGAUAUUACGUAUGAACUUCUGCAAAAUAUCACGUCGAUCGAUGUAAGUGUGCACGUUACAAGUGACGAGAAGAAGGAAGUGCAAAGAUGGCCAUGCUUGUGGAACGGUGUACAGAGGCCGUGUUACUUGUUUGCGAGGAAGUUCUAUCCCGAGGCUCUAAAUAACCUUCUAAACCUCUUCUCCAACUACUCGUCGAUUUCAAACAGAAAAUUUUGACUUGAUAUUCUUUGAUCAUAUCAGUUUGUUGCUUCGAACAAACCCGUCCGCUCUUACAACAAGAAAGUCAGAAAAAAAACGCCACAUCUUGUGAAGGCUAAAACAAAGCCAACCAUUGUUUGAUGACAGUGAAGGUAGGAGGGAGGGAGGCUAAACUGGGGAGUUUGCUUCCUUAUGGAAAGUGAUUUGAUGUGAAUUUUUUUAUAUAAUUUAAUCCAUUUUGGGGCAUUUUGUGGGUCAUCACUUUGUAAAAGAUGACAGUGAAAGUAGCAAAUAGGCAUUACAGAAGUAGUCGUAUCUUGAAUCUCAUGGUUAAUUAAAGCAAACAUUCUUGCCUUA
Momordica charantia (bitter melon) is the source of this 2066-nucleotide messenger RNA. Its product is annotated as glycosyltransferase BC10. Gene Ontology annotation, cellular component: membrane. Gene Ontology annotation, molecular function: glycosyltransferase activity. The record is from RefSeq and is a predicted model, not a curated record. NCBI's taxonomy places the organism in Eukaryota, Viridiplantae, Streptophyta, Magnoliopsida, Cucurbitales, Cucurbitaceae.